AUGCAGACACCAGCAACUACCGCCAAAGGCGGCAAGGGCGGGAAAGGAGGGAAAGGGGGAAAGGGAGGCAAGGGGGGGAAACGCAGCGGCCGGCACGGGGCAUCGGCGAGCAAGCAGCCGUCGAUUCAGGCGAAGCGGGAGCAGCAACAGUCAGAUCAGCAGUUGGCGCAAACUCCGCAGAAAGCUCUCUCCGCGCACGCCGCGCAGCCUCUAGAUCCUGCGCGGAUCACUUCCGCCGCAUCUCCGCUCUCCGCUUCCGCAAACGCCGCCGUCAAAAGCGAACAUGGGUCCGCGCCUGUUGUCGCUGGCGGAACCUUCGGGGGAGGCGCAGCAGCGUUGGGGGCAGCGCCGGGCGCGGAGCGGCCGGCUGCGGGGGGAGCGGCGGUGGCGGGGGAAGGGGUAGGAUUGGCGGGUCCGCUGGAAGUGGGCGCGCGGGUGAGCGCGCGGUGGCGCGACGGGAAGAUGCACCCCGCGAAGAUCAUCGAACGGCGGAAAGCGGCGGGGGGCGCGGACGAAUACGAGUACUACGUGCACUAUACCGAGUCACCCCGUUCCCCGGACAGCACCCCGUUCCCUGGAGGUGAUGGACUUGCCUUGCGCUUGAAAUGCGGAGCAGUCAACCGGCGAUUGGACGAGUGGAUCCCGGUGAGCAGCAUUGACCAAUCGUCUGUCAAUACGGCGUGUGAAGAGAAGGCUGAGGAGAAGCAUGGCAGCGGAGUGAAGAUGACACGUCAUCAGAAGAGGAAGAUAGACGAGCUACACAUAGAAGAGGGACAUGAAGACUUUGACGCGGCGAGUCUAAGGGAGCACGAGGAGUUCACCAAGGUGAAGAACGUGGCGGUGAUAGAGCUGGGGCGGUACGAGAUGGACACGUGGUACUUCUCGCCCUUCCCCCCCGAGUACGCGCACUGCUCCAAGCUCUUCUUCUGCGAGUUCUGCCUCGCGUUUCUCAAACGCCCCUCGCAGCUCGAAAGGCACAUGCGCAAGUGCGACCUCAAGCACCCACCGGGGGAUGAGAUUUACCGCAACGGCUCCCUCUCUAUGUUCGAGGUGGACGGCAAGCGCAACAAGGUGUACUGUCAGAACCUCUGCUACCUGGCGAAGCUAUUCCUGGACCACAAGACCCUUUACUACGACGUCGACCUCUUCCUCUUCUACAUCCUCUGCGAGUGCGACGAGCGCGGCUGCCACAUUGUCGGCUACUUCUCCAAGACCCUUAACUACGACGUGGACCUCUUCCUCUUUUACAUCCUCUGCGAGUGCGAUGAGCGGGGCUGCCAUAUUGUGGGGUACUUCUCCAAGAAGACGGUCGGAGAGUGGAAGAGUCUUCUUUUGCAUACGACCAAUCUCGCUCUCCCCUCUUAUCUUCCUUCUGAUCCCAAUCUUUCUCCCUCUUCCCGUCUUGGCACACCAGGAGAAGCAGUCAGAGGAGGGGUACAACCUGGCCUGCAUCCUCACCCUCCGCUCUUGGUUCCCCUCAUCCCCCUCAUCCCCCUCUCUCUACCUGCCUGCCUCAAUCUCAAUCCUCUACAGGAGAAGCAGUCAGAGGAGGGGUACAACCUGGCCUGCAUCCUCACGCUGCCGCCCUACCAGCGCAAGGGAUACGGCAAAUUCCUCAUCGCUUUCUCGUACGAGCUGUCAAAAAGGGAGGGGAAGGUGGGAACACCGGAGCGACCUCUGUCUGAUCUCGGACUGCUGAGCUACAGGGGGUACUGGCUGCGUGUGCUGCUGCGCAUCAUCAAACACCACCGCGGCAACCUGUCGAUCAAAGAGCUGAGCGACAUGACAGGCAACAAGACAGGCUUACUUACCUACGAGCUUUCGAAAAAAGAGGGUAAAGUCGGAACACCCGAGCGCCCUCUCUCCGACCUGGGUUUGCUGAGCUACCGCGGGUACUGGCUGCGGGUGCUGCUGCGCAUUCUGAAGCACCACCGCGGGAACCUGUCGAUCAAGGAGCUGAGCGACAUGACGGGCAUCAAGACAGAGGACGUCAUCUCCUCGCUGCAGUCGCUGCACCUCAUCCAGUACCGCCGCGGGCAGCAUGUCAUCUGUGCUGACCCCAAGGUGCUGGACCGACACCUGAAAGCGGUGGGAAAGCCGGGGCUGGAAGUUGACGUUUCGAAGCUGAUUUGGACGCCGUACAGGGAGCAGGGGGGGUGA
Closterium sp. NIES-65 is the source of this 2160-nucleotide messenger RNA. NCBI's taxonomy places the organism in Eukaryota, Viridiplantae, Streptophyta, Zygnematophyceae, Desmidiales, Closteriaceae. The record is from the annotation of a GenBank genome assembly.